GAGAGUGAGAGAGAGUGAAAGAAUGCUUGGACGUCAUAAGAGUGUACGCUGGUUACUGUUGUGGGCCGUUACGGCCUUUUCGGUGUCAACGGUUGUUUUGGGUUUUCAACACGCACGCCUGAACGCCAACAUCAAGGAUGCCCGCGAUAAAUUGGAUUACAUGGAAUCACUGCUGGAGGGUGAGGCAAAGCCGCGCAGCGCCCGUUCUUUGGCCGAUGAUGAUAAUGAGAUUGACUAUCGCUUACCCUCGGCCCUGAAACCCUCCCACUAUGAUUUGUAUUUAAAUCCAGAUCUUAAGAGUGGCAACUUCAGCGGCAAGGUUAUCAUCACCAUUGAUGUUCUGGAGAAUACCAAACAGGUUAUUUUGCAUUCGCAUAAAUUGGAAAUUAUUCGCGUGUUUGUUCAAGCCUCCAGCGGUGUGUGGGCCAGCAACAUUGAGGUGGUCAACUAUGAAUUCGAUACAGUUCGGGAGUUUUUGAUAAUCAAUUUGAGUGAGGAGUUAACUGCUGGCGGUACAAUUUCCAUUGGUAUUGAAUUCGAAGGUGUAAUGUUGGGUAAAAUUGUUGGUCUGUACAGCAGUACGUAUACAACGCCCGAGAAUCAAAAGAGAACAAUUGCCACAUCGAAAUUCGAACCGACCUAUGCCCGCCAGUCGUUCCCCUGUUUCGAUGAGCCCAAUAUGAAAGCCAAGUUCACCAUUACCUUGGUUCGACCCACCGGUGAUGGUUAUCAUGCUCUAUCCAAUAUGAAUGAAGAGAGCACCACCCUUUUGGAUGACUAUACCGAAGUGCAUUUUGCCGAAAGUGUGGAGAUGAGUACGUAUUUGGCGUGUUACCUGAUCUCUGAUUUUGCCCACAGCACCCGACCAGUUAAGGCUGAAAUUGGCGAUGAUUUUGAGAUACGCAUCUAUGCCACGGCCCAUCAAUUGGAGAAGACUAAUUUUGCAGCCGAUACCGCAGCUGCUGUCACCGAAUAUUAUAUCAAGAACUAUCGUGUGGAAUAUCCUUUGCCCAAAUUAGACAUGGCCGCCAUUCCUGAUUUUGCCUCAAAUGCCAUGGAACAUUGGGGUUUGUUGACCUAUCGUGAAACGGCCUUGUUGUAUGAUCGCAGUUACAGUUCCACUUACAAUAAGCAAAGGAUUGCGGCUGUCAUUGCCCAUGAAUUGGCCCAUAUGUGGUUCGGCAAUUUGGUUACCAUGAACUGGUGGAAUGAUUUGUGGCUAAAUGAAGGCUUUGCCCGUUUCAUGCAGUACAAGUCGGUGCAUGAAAUCUAUAGCGAUUGGGGUUUGCCCGACCAAUUUUUGAUUCACGCCCUGCAUGGCGUCAUGGAAUUCGAUUCCUCGGUAGCUUCUCAUCCCAUUAUCCAAAAAGUUGAAAAUCCCGAUCAAAUUACGGAAAUCUUUGAUACCAUCAGCUAUGAAAAGGGUGCAUCGGUUAUUCGCAUGUUGGAGGACAUUGUGGGCGUGGAUAAAUUCGAAUUGGCUGUUACCAAUUAUUUGACAAAAUUCAAAUAUAAGAACGCGGUGACGGAUGAUUUCAUUAAUGAGGUGGCCAAUACCGAACCUGGUUUUGAUGUCAAAUUCAUGAUGCGCACCUGGACCGAACAAAUGGGUCUGCCAGUGGUGAAUGUCAAACGUGUCUCUCCAACAACAUUUGAAUUGGCCCAAAAACGUUUCUUCUCCAACAUUGAGGAUUAUGACAAUGUCUAUGAUGAUUCCGAAUUCAAUUACAAGUGGACCAUUCCCCUCACCUACACCACCGAUAACGAUGCCACAGUCAAACGUGAAUGGUUCGAUUAUGACAAAGCAUCAGUCACUGUCGAAGUUCCAGCUUCCACUAAAUGGUUGAAAUUCAAUUCACAUCAAAUCGGUUAUUAUCGUGUCAACUACGAAGACGACAUGUGGCACGAAAUUAUUGCCGAUCUGGUGGCUAGCCCAACUAAAUUCGAAAUUGCCGAUCGCGCCCAUUUGUUAAAUGAUAUCUUCUCGCUGGCUGAUGCUAGUCAAAUUUCCUAUGCCAUUGCUCUGGAUAUGACCACAUAUUUGGAAAAGGAAACCGACUUCGUGCCAUGGUAUGUGGCCACAGAAAAGUUGCAGGCAUUGCAAACGAAUCUGAUGAAGACCGAAAUCUAUUUGGAUUAUUUGAAAUAUGCUCGUGGUUUGGUCGCUAAGGCUUAUGGGGAAGUGACAUGGAAUGUGGAUGAGGAUAAUCAUUUGAAAAAUCGUUUACGUGUCAGCAUUAUUACUGCUGCCUGUUCCUUGGGCCUGCCGGAUUGUUUGAACGAGGCCUCAACACGUUUCACCGCCUUCUUGGCCAAUUCGAAUGAAAAACCCGAUCCAGAUCUACGUGAAAUCGUGUACUACUAUGGCAUGCAACGCGUGGGCAAACAACAGCAAUGGGAGAAAAUGUGGGACAUAUUUGUGGCCGAAUCGGAUGCCAGUGAAAAACUGAAGUUAAUGUAUGGCCUGUCCGCCAUCCGGGAACCAUGGAUUUUGAGGAGAUUCAUUGACUUGGCCGAAACCGAAGACUACAUUCGCAGCCAAGAUUGGUAUACCUGCAUCCAGAACAUUGCCGCCAAUCCUGUGGGUGAAUCUAUUGUCUGGGAAUACAUACGCGAAAAUUGGCCAAAAUUGAUCGAACGUUUCGGUUUGAAUGAUCGUUAUUUGGGCCGCAUGAUUCCCACCAUCACCGGCGGAUUUAGCAGCGAAACAAAAUUCGAAGAAAUGGAAGAAUUCUUUAAGAAAUACCCAGAAGGUGGUGCCGGCACGGCUUCACGUAAACGUGCCUUGGAAAUCGUCAAAUAUAACAUCAACUGGUUGAAGACCAACUUGAAUGAGGUCUCCAAUUGGCUGAAGUCGCAUUAGGGAGAUGGUGCAAUAUUAGGUUUAAUUAAAAAAAAUAAAUAAAUAUUUUGUCAAAAUUA
Musca domestica (house fly) is the source of this 2922-nucleotide messenger RNA. Its product is annotated as aminopeptidase A. The transcript is spliced from 11 exons. Gene Ontology annotation, cellular component: cytoplasm. The record is from RefSeq and is a predicted model, not a curated record. Gene Ontology annotation, biological process: peptide catabolic process; proteolysis. Bases 23 to 2863 code for a protein of 946 amino acids. Lineage: Eukaryota; Metazoa; Arthropoda; Insecta; Diptera; Muscidae. Gene Ontology annotation, molecular function: peptide binding; zinc ion binding; metalloaminopeptidase activity.